Messenger RNA from Rhodofomes roseus, 1532 nucleotides. RefSeq lists its product as uncharacterized. The transcript is spliced from 7 exons. Bases 124 to 1515 code for a protein of 463 amino acids. The record is from RefSeq and is a predicted model, not a curated record. NCBI's taxonomy places the organism in Eukaryota, Fungi, Basidiomycota, Agaricomycetes, Polyporales, Fomitopsidaceae.
CCGAUCUCAUCAUCUAAGAUACUCUCCCUCUCUCUCCCUACUUAUGGCUUCACCCUCACAUUAUGGCCUCCACUAGCAUCAGUUCAUUGCAUUGCCUUCCGUAGGCGCAAUAAGCCAUCGAGGAUGCCACAAACAUUUCUGGACCUACCACUGGAGCUUCUACCGGUCAUCAUGCAGCAGCUUGUCCGGCCUAGCCACUUCGCUGCGCUGUGUCUGGUCAACAACGCGUUCUACACAUUUGCAAUACCAUAUCUGUACGAGAGUGCAUUCAUUUAUGCUUGGCACAAGGAAGGGAAGGCAAAGGUAGUCAAGUUAUUCCGGACCCUUAGUACAUGUCCACACUUGGCUGAGCAUGUCCAGCGACUAGAAAUCAGGGAUUUCCCCAAGUCAUUUUACGUCGCUGAGCACGAAGCGACGCUCCAGCUCUGCCUCUCCGGCAUCAAGAACUGCGUCAACCUCCGCGCAUGCACCUGGACGCGCGACGGCUCGCUCACGACCGAGAUCCUCGAGGCACUCCUCCCGUGCGCGCACCUCGGGGAGCUCGAGAUCAACGGAAACCACGAGAAUCACUACGACCCGUGGGUGCUACGGAAGUUUACGCACUUGCGGCGGAUAUCGCUCAUUAUGCCGCGGCACGCGGUAAUCGAUGUCCUGCCGACGUGGACCAUGGCUACUGGGAGCACUCUGAGGCACCUGACUAUUCUAUGCAAGACUCCGGGGACGGUCAACGAUACGGCGUUGCAAGAGAUGGCCCCGAAUGUGCCCAACUUGGAACGUGUGUACAUCGCCGGCUGUGUCAAGGUGACGGAGCGUGGCGUGUGGGCAGUACUAUCCGAGAACACCCAUGGCCUACUCGCGCUCGGAAUGGAGGGCCUCUCGCCGUCGUUUGACAUGGCGAACUUCAGCGAUCUAUGCACACGGCAUAACGCAUUGGCACGCUUGCGCUCCAUCACACUGACAAUCGACGGCUCGCCGACGUGGAAGAAGGACGUCCUGUCCCUACUACAUCCCGCCCCGCUGGAGCAGUUCCAUAUCUCCACAAUCGGGGGGAACGUUGGUCCCACCUUGGGUGAGGAGUUCUGCAGCGCGAUCGUGGAUCGGCACGGAGCGCGCUUGAAGCGAUUCAGCGUGCACAGGAUGACUAUGAGCUUGGCCAACAUUGAGUACAUAUGUAGGAACUGUGGGAUACUGGAACAACUUUUCGUUGUAGUCGAACAAGGGUCUCUUAGCAAGUUGGGUCCGAUUCUCGCCCAAGCGAGGUCCCUGCGCGCCGUUCACGUGAACCGCCCCCUCGACCUUGGCUCAGAAGACGUGCCCAUGAUUGCGCGGGAUCAGAUCCUCGACAUCGUCAAGCAGAGUGGGCCGAGCCUCAUGCAGUUUGGCUACAACACGCGUGUCUUCCAAGUUGAGCGGAUCGUUCACAGGAAGGAGGAUGGUUCGCUGGAGGCGGAGACGCGGUUAGGCCCGUACGAGAGCCCAGAAGUUCCAGAACAGUUCCUCGUUGUCCGCACCUGAGCACUCUCGGCUCAUCU